This is a messenger RNA of Aureobasidium subglaciale EXF-2481, 537 nucleotides long. RefSeq lists its product as uncharacterized. Lineage: Eukaryota; Fungi; Ascomycota; Dothideomycetes; Dothideales; Saccotheciaceae. The transcript is spliced from 4 exons. Bases 1 to 486 code for a protein of 161 amino acids. The record is from RefSeq and is a predicted model, not a curated record.
AUGAAGAUCAUCUCCAACGUUGUUCGUUUUGGUCUGUGUAUCAGAAUCUUGCAUAGCGCUACUCGUCUCAACUGCCAAGAUACUGUUUCAACAGAUCGUAUCGAGCUCCAAGGCGUACCUUCGGAAUGCCCUGGCGGUAGAAAGAGGGGUGCUGCUGCCGCCGUCGCCUUUCUGGCCAAGAGGGCCAAGACCGCCUCCGCCGCCGUCGCCACCACCACCACUGAGAGUGAGGAGGGUGAGAAGGGCAAGGAGGAUGAAGAGAUGGGCGACAACACCGCUCCCCCCCUCCGCGACCUCACCGAGGCCGAAAGGGCCUUCGAGAAGCAGCUCGUCGAGGAUAUGGGCCCCCUCAAGGCCAACAGAGAUGCCGCCGUCAAGCAGGUCAGAGACCUGAGAGAGCAGCUUGCUGCUGCUGAAGAGACUGAGACUGCUGCCAUCGCAGCACUCAAGGCUCACAGAGGCAAGUUCGUCGUCCUUAGAUCGUAGUUUGAAAAAUGAAAUCUUGCUCCCAACAUUUGCUCUGUUUGAUUGGCAGAG